AUGUUGUGCUACCGCCUUGAAGUCCAGCUCUGUCUGGACUGGCUCUACUACAGCACCAACCGUGUUAUGGACGACAUCAUCGACAGCGAUGAGAACCAGCUGCAGGGCAUGGCCUCGCCUGUGAUGCUCUGGCGGCUCACCCAAGACAUUGUUGGGCUGUGCGACUUCGUGCUCAUCCCGACCAUGAUGCCGGACGUUCCUCAAGACUGUGAGCCUGACGUCGCCGCACGCAGGCACGUCGAGCGCACCCUCGCGUCUAACAUCGAGCACUUGGCGCUCUGCGCCAACCCCGAAACUCUGCACGCGCUGAACUUCCUCUGGGACAACUGGACCGCAUGUCUCCGCAACGGUCAGGGCGAGAAGCGCGAGGACAUCCAGAACGAACGCACCCACAGGCUUGUCAUCAAUAACGAACUGCCCAGCGACAUCAGGAACGAAUGGGCCAACCGCAUCAAGAACGGAGUGGCCUACAUCUCCCACAUCGCGAACAAACUGGACGACAUCGUCAAUGUCAAGACUGAACGUGCCGAGGGCAUCAACAUCAAGACUGAAGAUGGCGACACCCUCGACAACAAGACGUACAGCAACAACAACAUCACGAUUGGACGCGACGCCAUGCGCCACGAGAGCGGCCACGAGAGCACCCACUCGAAGACGCGCCAUGUCAAGUUCUGGACCCGCCAGGAGCUGAAGUACAUUGAAAAGAUCUACCACGAGCACGACGGCAUCAGCCCCGGAGACGCGGCGAAGAUGUUCAACGAUCACUUCCGUGGCAAGACCAUCGAUGGCGUCAAGGCCAAGAAGAGGACGAUGCACGCCAUCGCUCACAAGCUCAAGGACCUGAAGGCCAAGCAGACUGCUGAGUAUGUGAAGCAGGAGAAGUGCGAGGAAAGUGAGUGA
Messenger RNA from Lasiodiplodia theobromae, 900 nucleotides. RefSeq lists its product as uncharacterized. The transcript has 2 exons. NCBI's taxonomy places the organism in Eukaryota, Fungi, Ascomycota, Dothideomycetes, Botryosphaeriales, Botryosphaeriaceae. The record is from RefSeq and is a predicted model, not a curated record. Bases 1 to 900 code for a protein of 299 amino acids.